AUGUCUGAUAAGGUUCGUGUUUGCAUCGUCGGUUCCGGAAACUGGGGAUCGGCCAUCGCCAAGAUUGUGGGCGUCAAUGCCAAGCGGUUGUCCACGUUCGAAGACCGCGUGACGAUGUACGUGUACGAGGAGAUGAUCGAUGGAAAGAAGCUAACGGAGAUCAUCAACACGACGCACGAAAACGUUAAGUACCUGCCUGGACACAAGCUGCCCGAGAACAUUGUUGCUGUUCCGGAUGUUGUGGAGGCAGCAAAAGAUGCCGACAUUCUCAUCUUUGUCGUGCCGCACCAGUUCAUCCGUGGGCUAGGUACGCAGCUGCUGGGUAAAAUCAAGCCGACUGCUGUCGGUCUGUCACUGAUCAAGGGCUUCGACGUAGCCGAAGGUGGUGGUAUGGAGCUGAUCUCGCAUCUGAUCACGAAGCACCUGAAGAUACCAUGCUCGGUACUGAUGGGCGCUAAUCUGGCCGGCGAGGUAGCGGAAGAGAAGUUCUGUGAGACAACCAUUGGGUGCCGGGAUAUGAAGAUUGCCCAGACACUACGCGACCUUUUUCAAACGCCUAACUUCCGGGUGGUCGUGGUGGACGAUGUCGAUGCGGUGGAAAUUUGCGGUGCGCUCAAGAACAUCGUGGCUUGCGGCGCUGGGUUCGUCGACGGUAUGGGCCUGGGUGAUAACACGAAGGCUGCCGUCAUUCGGUUAGGUCUGAUGGAGAUGAUUAAGUUCGUCGAUGUGUUCUACCCGGGCAGCAAGCUUUCGACGUUCUUCGAGAGCUGUGGUGUCGCUGAUCUCAUCACUACCUGCUAUGGUGGCCGCAAUCGCAAAGUUUCGGAAGCCUUUGUAAAAACAGGCAAAACGAUCAAGCAGCUGGAGGACGAGAUGCUCAACGGACAGAAGUUACAGGGUCCGAUCACUGCCGAAGAGGUGAACUUCAUGCUGAAGAGUAAAGGAAUGGAGGAUAAAUUCCCACUGUUUACGGCCAUCCAUAAAAUCUGUACCGGUCAGGUGAAACCGGCAGGAUUCCUGGACUGUCUGCGCAACCAUCCAGAACACAUGACACCAUGGGCAAAGCUCUAG
Molecule: messenger RNA, 1071 nt
Organism: Anopheles marshallii
Lineage: Eukaryota; Metazoa; Arthropoda; Insecta; Diptera; Culicidae
Gene: Gpdh1
Product: glycerol-3-phosphate dehydrogenase [NAD(+)], cytoplasmic
Exons: 6
Coding region: 1-1071 (356 amino acids)
Biological process (GO): glycerol-3-phosphate catabolic process; carbohydrate metabolic process
Cellular component (GO): cytosol; glycerol-3-phosphate dehydrogenase (FAD) complex
Molecular function (GO): protein homodimerization activity; NAD binding; glycerol-3-phosphate dehydrogenase [NAD(P)+] activity
Source: RefSeq, a predicted model, not a curated record